AUGAUCGACCCACCUCCAAAGAGCGGACGGGAACCUGGCAGCAGUGGAAAGCGCAGCGCAGUCGCUAUGUACCUAGCAGGACGCUCAUCAGUGUGGGAGCGCAGUCGGGUACCCUCCACAGGGCCAGGAAAUCCAGCCUCGCCCGCCCGCGUGCUUCUCCUCCCGCCUCGUCACAGAGGCUGCGAGCAGAAAUUGAGGGCUACCCAUUCUACCUUUCCUACACCUCUCCCACACCACACCAUUCUCCGAACCGGUCUCGUAAAUGACUUCCUCUCGCACCUCUCCCGAUCCGCUUCGAACUCAAUAACCAGUCAUUUGAGACUGUUUAGUCUCUUUACUCGAAAAAGGCCCCAAUCGACCCCAGCUCUGUCUCCCCUCGUCCUGCUUCUCGCUGCCGCUGCCACCGCACCCACCUCCAUCCUGUUCGCCGAGACGGUCGCCGCUAUGAAGAAGGCUCUGAAGCGAAAAGCCUAUGAAUCCGACUCGGACGACGAGAUUGACCACUACGGCAACCGCGGCCACAAACUCCAGAAGCGCGCACUCUUUGCUCACAAAGGUCAACUCGCACCACCCUCCGGUCCCGAAGUUUACAACGAAGUGAUUGAUUACGCUGGCCAGCAGCGCACGAUAAUCAGCCGCAACCCUCCCAUUGUAGACGAAGAAGGGUACGAAAUUGACAGCGACGACGACGAGGAGCGCAUUCAGGAGGCUGUCUCCUCGGCCACAGAGCUUGACCCCUACGCCAAUAUUCGAAUUGAACAAAUCCUAGCUCCCUUGACUGCCUCAAUCGACCUGCCACAACAUCCGACCCUUUCGAAACCCUUCACAGCCAAGACCCUAGACGAGAUAGCCGAGCAAAGCUGCGACGUUCGACGGAAAGAAAAUGCAUCGCUGUGGAGAGUCAGACAUCUCUUCACAAAGAUUUGCGGCGACUACACAUGGGUCCCCUGUGGCAUGAUGGUCGGUCCGGACGAUGCCGACUUGUACUCGACAGACUACGUCGAACGCGGCUACCUACAAAACACGAAAGCCACCACUGCCGGAUCAAACGGGGACGCCUCCUCUGGUACGUUGAGCGGCGAUGCGAAACCAGAACAUGCGCCAAACGGCACGAACGGCGAGGCGUCUGGAGACAAGGACAACGAAUAUGGGGACGUAACAAUGACUGAUGCCGGCUCCGAGAAGGGGGAUGCUGCGAAGUCCGCAUCUGAAAAGGCAGACAAGGAGCACACUCAGCCUGAGGCAGACGCAUCCCAGGUAGCAAACGGCGAAACUUCCAAACCUAGCACGGUAGCCAAGGAGGCACAGGUUGAAAGCAAAGCCGACAAGAAGCAGAAACAAAAGGCGGUCGACGUUGAAAUGCACGAUGGCAACGCGAUACCUCCGUCACAGCCCGGAACAGAACUGGCUGACGGCAACGGUACGCAUGCGCCGUCAAUGGCAACGGCAUCGGAGACGGCGGACGAAACCUUUGUCCACCCAUUUUUCCGGCCGCCGGCCAACGCUCGCCCAGACCGAGAUGUGGGUCUACCAGAGGCAGAGGCCGAGGAUAUCCGCCGCCUGUUAGCUCUGUACGUCCAGAAACAAGAGGAGGUCUGCCGCGGUGCUAUGAAGCUCCACGAAGGCCUUCUCAAGGCCAACCGGCUACGCAACACAGUUCUCGAGUGGUCCAAGUCGGAAGCGCACAGUGGUGCCAACCGGGAUAUGUCUGACGGCGAGGACUGGUACGACAAGGAGAAGUGGGGCCUCACGGAGGAUCUCAAGAAGGGCCAGGACGACGAGGAAGAAGACACGGGCACCGUGGCCAAGAAGACUAGGAAUCGCAGGUGA
Messenger RNA from Colletotrichum lupini, 1830 nucleotides. RefSeq lists its product as uncharacterized. The coding region runs from base 1 to 1830 and encodes 609 amino acids. Gene Ontology annotation, cellular component: Rpd3L complex; cytosol. Lineage: Eukaryota; Fungi; Ascomycota; Sordariomycetes; Glomerellales; Glomerellaceae. The transcript has 5 exons. Gene Ontology annotation, biological process: negative regulation of rDNA heterochromatin formation; negative regulation of silent mating-type cassette heterochromatin formation. The record is from RefSeq and is a predicted model, not a curated record.